This is a messenger RNA of Heterobilharzia americana, 645 nucleotides long. The record is from the annotation of a GenBank genome assembly. NCBI's taxonomy places the organism in Eukaryota, Metazoa, Platyhelminthes, Trematoda, Strigeidida, Schistosomatidae.
AUGGGCAAACAAUACAAUAAACAUGGUGGAUUAAUUUCCUUUAGAAAAACCAAAGCAAAUGAGUUGAUCAAUAUCGCGAAUAGGAUGACUGAUCUACAAAGUCAAUUAAAUAUAUCAUUGGAAACUCCUGAUUACCUCGGUGUGAUCGAUGGUGUUAUCACAGUUGAAUGCGUACAAGCGUCUAAAGUGAAUGAAACAGUUAUUGAUGAAUUAAUGAAACUGCUUCAACAAAAUAUGCAAGAUUUGUACACUUCAUCUUCAUGGGGUUGGAAUGCUGAAACGAAAAGAGCUGAAGCAUUCUCGUCGAAAUCUUGGUUGAUUAUCUGCCAUUGUAAAAAUGCUUCAGUUUCACCUGAUUCUCAUUCAUUAGUUGGUUUUGUGAGUUUUCGAUUUGAACGAGAAGACGAAUAUCCUGUUUUAUACCGCUAUGAAAUUCAAUUAUAUCCUCAAUUCCGGCAUUUACACGUUGGAAGCUUUUUAAUGAACUUGUUGUUGUCGAUUGCUGUUGCAGCUAACAUGCACCGUGUUAUUUUGACUGUGUUCAAAUCGAAUCAAAGUGCUGUUCAAUUUUUUAAGAAACUUGGGUUUAAAACUGAUCGAACAGAUCCUUCUUUAUUCAAAGGAGUUGAUCUGUCGAUUACAUGA